AUCAAUGCCCGUGAGGGUGGAUGAAGUUGUAGCAGACGCUUACCUGGAGAACUGCAAUCAGCACAGACGUCCGUAUUGCGGACUCGUUUGGACAUGGUGGUGCUGCGCUCAGGACGACGGCUUUGUGAUCAAUGUAAGGAGUGGGUCGCUCCCUCUGCCUUGCUAGUCAUUGAUAUCCUUGUGAAGAAGAGGGAUACCUUCCGCGUUAGCCGCCGUUAGCUAAUUGCGUGUAGUCUGUGAACGACCUACUUCUCAAGCUGAUGAUAACCUUGUAUUCAACCGCUCAGGUUUCCGUCUAUACAGUGAUGGUCGGCGGUAUCGCGGUUCACACGUCUCUAUUGUGCAAGCGCCAAAUUGGCUAAUUUAGCCGCAAGGGUCAACCUUCUCAUGGUAGUUAGUUUCCUAGGCUCGUUCCGGCACCACCGCACCGCGGAGACAUAGCAUUGGCUACUACUACCAGGCUGGCAGCAGCUGUGACUUGUGUCAUAAGCCCGCUCCACGCAGCCGUGCUGGGGGUAGCUCGUCGGAUCGAGCGCUUGGGACGGUUAUAGCUGACGUUAUGUUUUUAUAAUGGCUCCGAUUAUUCUAACGAUGUGGUGUUUUAUUUUGUACAUUCGUGAUGGAUCAGUCGCUCUUGAUGCAUCAGACCGAAAAACAGAACCCAAUUGUGAAUUGUUUGGGUUAUUGGGUUGUUUUACCAAAAUACGGUUGGUCAACCACUCCUCUGGUCUAGCCACUAGCCAGUAUUGUAUACUGCAUAUUUAAUGUAUGUCGUCCCGUUAUAUGAUCGAGACUUCUUCCGUGUGGAUCUACGUCGCAGAGAAUGCGUGAAACGUACAAUUGAAACGUAGUACAGGAAAUAUUAUUGCUGCGAUAUUUGCUGCUUGCAAAGUGGAAUGUACCACGUUAUGUGACGUUGUGUAUGGACACAUCAUAUACAUUUUAAUUUAUCACAUCGUUGUUGUAUGACAUCCUCAAAGGGCUCAUAUAUCAUUCGUUUGUUGUCUGUAUUAAAUUGAUAUAUUGAUACGGUUGGUUUAUAUCCGAUGUUAUCAGGACAAAAGUUAAGUGCUCGGAUGGUGCACCCCCGUUUGUUGCUGAAUGGUUGGUUCUACUUUUGGACCUUACUAUUCGCUGCCCUACAUGGAAAGAAUAGUAUUCAUAAAAUGUAGUUAAAAUGUAUAACAAGAUAUUGAAUUCCCCUUUUUUAUUGCCUCAUCUUUUAAAAAUAGUAAACUGAUAAGUAGCCAUGAAAAGGUGUUUUGAUUAACUGACAGUUCUCCUCGCGUAUAAUUAAAAACCCCCCUACUGUAAUAAACCAGUCUUGACACUUCCUUGUUCAAAAGUUUUAUUUAGAGGAAGCCCUGGAGUAAAGUUGGUCACCGAACCGGUUAGCAUACGUCGAUGUCAAUGUUGUGGACCACCCAGCCUUCCUUUGAGUUUUACUUUUGAGAAUAAGCCCAGUGUGAGGCAGUCUCUCAGAUGGACCUGGCUGUGAGCCGGCUCGUACUCUCAGACGCAUAAAGGAGGAGGAUGACAGCCGCUAACGUUAGCGAAGAGAUAAGGGAGAAGUUCCCCUUGCAUUCUUCGGUCUGGGAGAACGACUACAGGAGUUUGGAGAGAGAUUUAGCACAGAAUGACGUGGAGACUGUGGAUCCGCGGGGCCGGACGCCGCUUCACCUCGCCGUGUCCCUCGGUCACCUGGAGUCCGUGCGGGUUCUCCUCCGCCACGGUGCUCAAGUGACCAAAGAGAAUGCUAAUAAUUGGACAGCCCUACAGGAGGCAGUCAGCACGGGCGACCCAGAGAUGGUUCAAUUGGUCCUCCAGCGUAGAGACUACCUCAAGGCCUCCACUGCCCUGGGAGGGGUGCCCGAGCUGCUGGCCAAGAUCAGAGAGUCGCCUGAUUUCUAUAUGGAAAUGAAGUGGGAGUUCACCAGUUGGAUCCCGCUGGUGUCACGAGUCUGUCCGAGUGACGUGUGUCGCAUCUGGAAGAGCGGGGCCAGCCUGCGGGUGGACGCCACCCUCUUGGGCUUCGAGAACAUGACCUGGAUCAGAGGGCGUCGCAGCUACAUAUUCAGAGGAGAGGAUGCAUGUGCAGAAUUGAUGGAGGUGAAUCACGACGAUGAAGUGGUGGACACGGAGCGCUUCAACAUCUCCCAGGAGAUAGAGGAGGUCACGCUGGAUUCCAUGCAGCCCGCCCAACAGGAGGUGGCCAAGCGUCUGACCACGUCUAUCGUGAACACCUACUUGGAUACCAAGGACAUCGCCUUCGAAAGAAAUAAGGCUGGGAUUUGGGGAUGGAGAACUGACAAAACGGAAAUGGUCAACGGAUUUGAAUCAAAGGUUUUCAGUGUCAACAACGUGAAUGUGAUCAUCCGCACGCGCACAGAACACCUCACCGACGAGGAGAAGACCAGGAUAAAAAGUGAGAGGAACGUGCUGGAGUCACUCCUAGGGACGGUGGAGCAGCACAUUAGUGCCCAGGGGGAUCUGACUCUGGAGUAUGCCACGGCCACCAACCCUACCGCUAUUACUCCAGAGGAAUACUUUGAUCCAGACUUUGACCUGGAAGACCGAGACAUCGGCCGGCCUAUUGAGCUGAGCAUCCGGACGCAGAAGUUCAAGGGCACCUUGUGGAUGAGCGAGGAGCACCCGCUCUCCCUGGUGGAGCAGGUGACCCCGAUCAUAGACCUGAUGGCGCGCACCAGCUCCCACUUUGCCCGCCUGCGGGACUUCGUCACCCUCAACUUCCCCCCGGGCUUUCCUGUGAAGAUAGAGAUUCCCCUGUUCCACGUGCUGAACGCCAGGAUUACCUUUGGCAGCGUCAACAAGUGUGGCACAGAGGAGCAAGUGAGCACUCCCGACGUCGUCUCGCCCACGCCCUCCUCCGAGGGCGAGGGGGCUGCAGCCCCGCCCCUCUUCCAGGUGUGCCCGUCCGUGUUCGAGGUGCCUGGCCACUACCGGCACCGCGGAGGCAGCAGGCACACCCCCGCGUCCAACCAGGACGAGGCGCUCCUCCAGUACGCCAUCCACCAGAGCCUCCUGGAGACCAGAGGGACGCCUGGCCAGGAUGUGGCCUGGGAUGAUUCUAAUGGAGACUCCGCUGACACCAUGCUCAGCAGCCAAAGUGACAGGAGUCUCCCAGAGGGGGCGCUGACGGACUACGGGGACACGUCCAGCCCGGCCAGCUCGGGCUCCAGCCCUGAGGCGGAGCUGCGGCUGGCCAUGGAGCUGUCUGCCAGGGCCCUGGAGGAGGAGGAGACCAGGAAGAAGCAGGAGGAGGAGGAGCUGCAUAGGACACUGGAGCUGUCGCUCAUCGAGAAGUGAAUCCUAACUCGAAUGCCCGCCCACCCUCUCUUCCCCGCCAUAACCAUGGAUACUUUCCGGAGCAAGCAACCGCCACACCUCAGCCUAUAGCUUCCCAAGCCGCUACUAAGAUCAUCUAUGCAAACUAAAUUCUCUGUUUUAAACCAAACAGGUGCUUAAUGCACAGGCAGCGACAACCCCCCCCCCCCCCCCCCCCCAUAUCUCCGAGAGCUAUUUUUGGUAAGAACACGCUCCUUUAUAUAUAUAUAUUUAUAUCUUCCAUCUGAUAGAUACUUCCUUAGACACAGGCGUGAUUCGGGUAGCCCUAUGAGAUGAUUUUGUAUGGGUUUUUAUUUGUUUUGCUUCAUGAAGCAAACUCGUCGUUGGCCGAGUCUUGGGUCACAGCCAGGUCUUAAUAUGAAGGGUUUACCAUCCAGGGGUGAAUGUAUCCAUACACCAUCAGUUGCACAAAGGCCAAGGUGUUACCAAGUCCUGGUUAUCUCAGGGUUUCAUUCUCCCAACAUCCACGUCCGUUUGGUACCUGUAAAGGGAAUGGGGGGAGUGCAGACGCAGCACGGGUCACAGUUGGGAUGUGGUUCUGUGUGUUUGGGGGUUUCUUCAGAGCAGGGGCUAUACUGAUGAAUGAUCAUUAGGAGCUUUUGGGAUUGGGGACAGCAUGUUGCAUGGCCAUAACCCUGUACACUCUGACUGAGGUUAGCAGCGGGGGUAAUUGUUGAAUAUUGGUAUUGUAGUAGGAGAGAGGCUGCCUGUCUUUUCAUUCCCCCCCUUCUAAUUGGUUUAAGCAGUGGUUCCCCACCUUUUCGUGCCGUGUCAUUUCCAGCUCUGAAAAUGUUUGCAACCCAAACUUUAGCUUUUGUGUAUCAGCCUCCACAUCAAUUGGUUACUGCGAUGUUAAUGCAUCACAUCGCUCUAUUACACAGUACACACAGUGUACUGUAGUUGUUUCCUCAUUGCUACGAAGCAUUAUUGCGUUCAUAUAUGCAGGGGUCUGUGGAAAAAAAGAAAAUCAUCAAACAUCUUUAGCUUAUGCAUAAAUCUCCUGCUACACCAUAUGCAUAUCAGGGGACCAAAGUUGGGUCGCGACCCCAAGGUUGGGAACCACUGGCUUAAGGUCUUGACAAUAGGAGAUGGAAACGAAUAAGUCUUUGCUCUGGUUAGGCUAAAUUCAAUGAGCAGCUUAAUAGACUACAUGACCUUUAACUAGUCUACCGAUAAUGGUGCCACUAAUAAAGUUGAGGGAUGUGGCACUGACAGUUGUGUUCUCAAGGCCACUGAAAUUAAAACUUUUUUCAAACUACCGUAGUGUUACAAGAUGACUCCCCGGUAGCCAUGUGUCAGAAAGUUAACACGACCCUAACGGUUAACCGAGUGAUGCUGGAAACGUUAACCACUUAACAAAGGACUCUACAAGAGUACGCAUUGUGUUUGUCUUUGGGGAAGGCGGUGUGUAAAAAGGUCACCCUAAUAACUAUUUUUGCCAAACGUGUCUAAUUUGGUGGGGUUUUUUUAAUGCUCAAAGUAACUGCUGCAACUUUUUCUUUUUCAGUUUUUUUUACGUUUAAAAAAAUUCAUUGUCCUGUUUUAUUGUUAUUUUUAUUAAAUGAAAGCACUUUAUUCACACGUGGAUUCAUGUCUAUUCGCCUAUAGGUUAUUUACUUGACAAAAAAAGAUUACAUCAAAUAUAUUUGACAUUAUAAGAUCGUACAAAUGUAAUGCCUGUGGACUGGACUGAACAUCUUCUGUGGUGUUCAAACCAACUCAAAAUAACAUUCACAUGAACAUCCAUCUGCAGGGAACGGAUUUAAUCUUUGCGACUAAAUAUAGGAACUUCCCAGGCAUUUAAAUGAGAUCAUAUUUUGGCCCAGUAUGCAUCAAAUGUAAUUAGAAUACGACCUGUUUCAUGUAACUCAAUUCAAAAUAGAAAGAUGGACCGGGCUUUGUCGAUCUAUUGUACAAAACUACAUUUAGAAUAGAAUCGCCUAGUUUAUUUGAUAAGAAAUUCUUCAGAAAUCCGCAAUUGCGCACCCAUUCAGGUUUGUCUCAACAUUAAAUAUUUCCGUCUCUUAAGGGAUCUUUUGUUUUGAUUCAAGGUGUUGGAUUGGUGGAUGCACCACGUUAAUUCAGACUUAAUGUGUAAACCUUCUAAUUGAGAUAUAGGUACUUGCUAAUAAUCCAUUAUUUUGUAUUUAUUUUCAUGUAAACCAGAUGAAAACCAUCUAUGCUGGCUUAAAUAAAGCUUACUGAAUGGAACCAACCAAUCAAACAAACAAAUUUAUAUAAUAUCACAAAAUAUUAGGCCUGCGACUAAAAGUUGAUGAACAGCUAACCACUGUAAAAGUUUUGGUUUCAAAUUGUUUGAGUUGAUGCACAAAAGAGUCCUGGUUAUGGUGCUUGACUUCCAGCCAAAGGCUUUACUUUAAUCUCCAGUAUUGACAGCAUACACAACCCUACUUCUCAUUAGAGAUGUAACUGAAUUCACUGUAGAUUCCAUUUAAAAAGUAAACGGGUGGUUUUCACAUGCUGUUAAAUAAAGAAAUGAUAUGGAUGAAAGGCAACAAGUCAACAACCAGCUUUACAAACAAAUUUCUUUCACAAACGGUUUAUUAAGAAUAAUAUACUUUAUAGUGUCUUAGAUCAGGUGAAAGUGAGAAUUGGUGUAAUGGAUGUAAAGAAUGAAAAGCUUGCCAGGCUAUUGGCUCGUGCCUGUAUGCGGAGGCACUCUGGGCUCCUGCGCCUGUGGGUAGAGGAUCUCUGGGCUCGUACAGGCGCUCUUUGCUCGUACACCUGUAGGUAGAGGCGCUCUGGGCUCGUGCGCCUGUAGGUA
Messenger RNA from Gadus chalcogrammus (walleye pollock), 6151 nucleotides. RefSeq names its product ankyrin repeat domain 13A (gene ankrd13a). Gene Ontology annotation, molecular function: protein binding. Gene Ontology annotation, cellular component: cytoplasm. The transcript has 15 exons. Bases 1534 to 3327 code for a protein of 597 amino acids. The record is from RefSeq and is a predicted model, not a curated record. Lineage: Eukaryota; Metazoa; Chordata; Actinopteri; Gadiformes; Gadidae.